CUCAAACAUCAGUGCAGCUGGAGCUGGGCCAGCGGCACCUGUGUCAAAGCCGGGUAAGUGCGAACGCAUACUGCUGUGGCUAGGAAAGGUUAGGCAUGUCGUACGGCACGAGUGGAGACUACACAAGGGUAGCGGAGAGGUGCUGUUGACGACGACUCUCGUCAACAAGAAGAACCCCAACAGGUCUUCGAGCAAGCGCCAGGUCUAUGUUGAGAAUACCGAAGAAAGUGUAACCUCAAAAGCCUUAGAGAUGGCUCACAUAGUUCUCAAGAACAAGCGCGAAAAGUGGGAGAAGGCUCAAGGGCAUUCGGGGCCAGCAGCAGCGGUGGUGGCCCUAGGAGGAAUGCCGACAGAGAGGUAGCAGACCCCGUCAUGGCGGCUUUGCGAGGAGGUGGCAGGACCCGAUCCAGGGUGGUGAAAAUUCAGCCAGCUGAGCCGGCGCUGGGGGUUCGCGAGCACGACUUCAACUUCGCGGUGGAGCGUGCCAAGAAUUUGCUGUCCGAUCUUUAUCCAACCGAGGCGAUAAAACGCGGUGUCUACUGGUUUUGGCCCCGAGCUAAGCAAAGCAAUGCCGCCAGCGAAGAGCUGCUGGAGUUGAUGAGGCAGUACUGGCACACGGACGAGGUGUCACGCCAGCAUGGCAACUCAGCUGAGCGCGACAUGUGGAAGGCGAGUAAGUCUCCUACAGCUCACCGCCACCCUCGGCGGCAGCUCACCGAGCCGGGCGGGGGCGACGCGGUGUACGCCAAAUUUCUCACCUGGGCGUAUUACAAGAGCUUUAAGGAGCGACAGAGCGACGACUUCACUGACCCUGGCCGCACGCUCUUCCUCUCGACGCGGUGCGAGUGCCUGGUGGCGGGAAACGUGGAAACACUGGGCACAUUCUCCGAUGCGAUUGCCUGCCCCAAGGUCAACUUGCGGCCAGCGGACCCGGAGGGUGAUGGUUGGAUGGGGCGGAAACCAGAGUGCAACGCUUUGGACUGCGCGAAGUGUGGGUUCCGGGGUGCUGACGGCAUUCCCAUCUGCAGCAAGCUAGAGAACUCCGAGCAGACGGUGGUGUGGAAGAUUUUCGAGGACGUGAUCACUGCGCCUGCAUCAGCAGNGGGGCGGAAACCAGAGUGCAACGCUUUGGACUGCGCGAAGUGUGGGUUCCGGGGUGCUGACGGCAUUCCCAUCUGCAGCAAGCUAGAGAACUCCGAGCAGACGGUGGUGUGGAAGAUUUUCGAGGACGUGAUCACUGCGCCUGCAUCAGCAGAGAUGGGAAGAUCAAGGCCAAGAAACUCGCCAACCAGACCGUGCCGAAGGAGGGACGGUGACCUUGUCAUCGUGACCGACUUUGCCGAGAAGUACACCCACCAAUCCUUCAUCAGCAUGAUGAUGCCGAUUUACCCACAGACAACGCUCAUGGUGGCCAUCGUCCACUUCAACCCGCAGACGCACGUGGGGGAUGGCAGGGUGCACGUGACGGAAACAUGGAUCUUUGCAUCUGAAAACAUGGCGCAUGACUGCGAUUUCCACCUGCACGGCUUGGCCAGGAUGGCGGACUACUACCUGCGUGGAGAUGGGAGCGAAGCAACAGCUGCCGCCCGGAAAGAAGGCCGGACGCCCAGGAUUUACAUGUUCACGGAUGGAUGCGGGAAGCGGUACAAGGGAAGGCGGAAUUUCCGCUUCUUGGCCGACAGCGUGCGGCAAAUCGGCUUCUUCAUCGACCACCACUUCGCGGUCACAUCUCACUUCAAAGGUUGCCAUGAUGGGAUCGGUGGAGUGGCAAAGAACGCUAUGAAGAGGAGGGAGAUAUUUGACAAGCGAAUCAUGGGGGCGGACGGGGUGGUCAGCUUUUUGCGAAGCUUCUUUCGGGAGAAGGCAGGCAGCGAGGGGGGGGAGGGUAUGCGGAAGUAUUUCGCGAAGUGGUCUCCGUACCGCAUGCGGAGGGUGCACGUCGAGUGUAUCGGCAAGAAGGAGAUAUAUCGGCCAAACUCGGUCCUGGCAGGCAUAGAGGGUACACGAGACAUGUACCACUUCGCGGGAGCAAACACUCCCAAGUGGGAUGGGUCCACCACGACCGAGGGACUCGAAAAUGACUGCAAGCUGGUACGCAAGCGCGAGGGGCGGGAUAGCUUGUCGAGUCAAGAGAAGAGCAAGUUGGUGGAAGUCAAGGUGUUGGGUGCAGUAGCGAGCAGAUGUAAGGGCAAGGGGGCUGGGUUACAGGAUCCGGUGUCGGGGGAGGAAGAUGUGACUUGCAGAAAGGUGAAACGGACGUACAGGCUCAGGACUCGGUUGGCGUCGUGCUUCUGCUCGGCGUGCCAGCGUUGCGAGCAUGAGCAGUGCUACGUCAGCAAGACGUACCCACGUCUCCUUCCCGCAUUGCGGGAGGGCGAAGUGAAGGAAACGGUGAUCAUGGACACUGGAGUAGCGCCCGUAGACGAAGACAACUCCCGGGGGAUCCAGUUCGGGAGUAGGAAGAAGGAAUGCAAGAUUAAGAGAAUUACUGGGACAAAAUGACAGGAAUGCGAAUCUGCAGCUGCGUCAAAGAUUUGGGAAGAGCUUGGUAGGAAGGAAGAGCCCAAUUUUUUGCCCGUUUCGGGAGGUGGGCUGGUUUUUAAGGGAUGUGCUUCUUGUAUUUGCUUGUGGAGCAGUAGGUGGGGUUCAAAGCCCAUUUGGGGUACAACUUGAGGGG
This is a messenger RNA of Ectocarpus sp. CCAP 1310/34, 2677 nucleotides long. The record is from the annotation of a GenBank genome assembly. NCBI's taxonomy places the organism in Eukaryota, Phaeophyceae, Ectocarpales, Ectocarpaceae.